Molecule: messenger RNA, 978 nt
Organism: Fusarium venenatum
Lineage: Eukaryota; Fungi; Ascomycota; Sordariomycetes; Hypocreales; Nectriaceae
Source: RefSeq, a predicted model, not a curated record
AUGUUGUCCAACAUCGCCUCCAAACUUGGCCUCUCAAAACCCCAAACCUCUUCCUUCAAAGUCGUUCCUCGCCAAACGUCAAAUUACACCAUGCCUCAGAAAAUAGAAUACAAGUCCAAAAACAUUUCCAUACCGGACACAUUCCUCACUUCUCCUUCAUCAACAUCAAUAACAUCCCAUCAAAUCGACUUUGCAAACUCCCCUCUUCCUCAAUACGACGGCCACACGGCUCUUAUUCUAGACAAUGUUAUAUCACCCGAUGAAUGCCGCGAACUUCUUUCCCUAGCUGAAGAUUCAGUCCCGCGCGACGAUGAGACUCGGUCGGCGUGGAAACCCGCUUUGGUGAGUGGUGGUGAUGGUUAUGAGAGUCGUGCGCCAGGGUAUCGCGAGAGCGACAGGAUUAUCUGGGAUCAGCAGACGAUAGUUGAUCGCCUCUGGGAACGAUGUCUUCAAGCUGACGGACUGCGCGAUUUACUCGCUGUUGUGCCUCACGAGCCUUGGAUGAAAGGUGGCAGGUUUGUCUUUAGUCGCUUAAACGACAGAAUGCGCUUCCUAAAGUAUUCUCCUGGACAGUACUUCAAGCGUAAGUUACUCUACAUCUCCUCCGAGUACCGCUCUAAUCAUACUUCAUACUCAGCUCACUGCGAUGGCGCAUACUUCUAUACCGAAGGUCCUGGAAAAGAAUUCGAGACCUUUUACACUGUUCAUCUCUACCUCAAUGAUUCUGUCGAGAAUGACCCUACAUCGGAACUCCAAGGCGGCGCGACUUCCUUCCUUGACAGGAAGGGAGAGAAGAGGGUCGAUGUGAACCCCAAGGCCGGAAGUGUUCUCAUUUUUCAGCACAAGGGACUUUUCCAUGAAGGAGCGUUGGUGAACAAGGGAAUCAAGUACACCAUGAGAACAGACAUUCUCUACGAAUGGAUACCUGACAAAGACGAAGAAGAAGAGCCGCAGACAAAGGCUGCUUGGUGGGAAUAA